Microthlaspi erraticum is the source of this 2367-nucleotide messenger RNA. The record is from the annotation of a GenBank genome assembly. Lineage: Eukaryota; Viridiplantae; Streptophyta; Magnoliopsida; Brassicales; Brassicaceae.
AUGUCAGUUAGAGGCGGAGGAAGAGAGAGGAUGAUGAUGAAGGAGGACAGAGGGAGGAAUCCGCCGUCGCGUCAUCUCUGGGUCGGGAACCUUCCGCUUGGGAUAACGGAGCGAGAAUUAGCCGAUAGGUUCGCGAGGUUCGGAGAAUUGGAGAGUCUCGCGUUUCAGCCUUCGCGGAGCUACGCGUUUCUGAAUUUCAAACACGACGAGGAUGCUUUCGCUGCCAUGGAGUCGCUCCAAGAGUUCCCACUCGCCGGCAAUCCGCUUAGGAUCGAGUUUGCCAAGGCGGAGAAGUCAUCAACUGGAUCACGCACAGAAGACAUGUUUCGUCAUGAUGAACAGCGGUCUGCAGCAAGAGGGUCACCUUUUAUCCAAAAAGACUCCAGAAUGCGUUAUGAGAGCCCAGACACAUAUAGCAAAUCGAAAAUGAGUGACAGAAAUGGAGAGCCUAGUGAUGUAUUAUAUAUAGGAUUCCCAGCUUCGCUGAAAGUAGAUGAAGCGCUCUUGAGGAAGGUCUUUUCUCCAUUCGGAGAUAUAACAAAGGUCACAAUAUUCCCUGGUCGUAGCUAUGCGUUUGUUCAGUUCCGGAAUCUAAUGGCAGCUUGUAAUGCAAAAGAAACUCUUCAAGGUAAACUCUUUGGCAAUCCCCGAGUGCACAUUUCUUUCGCAAAGAGUGAACCUUCCUCGUCUAGGGGUCCGCGCAGUCGAUCACACUCUCCGCCUUACAGAUCUGUUGAUAGACUGGGAUCUUCAGAAGGAUAUCUUCAAGAUAGAAACUAUGGAAGCAUCAACAGAAUUCCGAGGGACCAGCAACAUUACAUAGCAGACAGGGAUUUCGAAGAGUCUGAUGAUUACAUGUUUAACAGAAGAGGAGCCUCAAGGAAUGAUGGAAGCCCUGCGUAUGGAAGGUCGAGGUAUGCACAUAAACUGCCUCAGGACAUGCAUCAGUAUCAUGAUAGUCCUAGGGAAAUGGGUUCCACAUUCCGUGAUGAUCCUCACAGGUUCCCUUCAAGGAGUUCAGUGUAUGAAGAGCCAUGGGGUUUACCAGAAGAAGACUACUACUACCAAGAAACCAAGAGACAGAAGACAAGAUCCAUGCAGCCUGAGAGACAGCUUCAAGGGCACCAGAUUUCUGAUGAAAGACGCCAUUUUUCAAGGGUGUCUGCUGAUUACUCCCCAAAAGAUGCCUUCGAGCGGAACUAUGAGUCUGGACAGCUGAGAUACAAGCAAACAGUUGAGCAGCCGUUGACUGCAAGGAACGGGGAAAAGAGUAGCUUCCGAGAACAACCGCAUGAAGAGUUAAUGGGAGGGUUUUCUCGGCCGUCGUUGAAUCGACCAUCACUCAAGGACUGGAACUGGGAAGGGACUCUUGCCAAAGGAGGCAAUCCCAUUUGUCGCGCUAAAUGCUUUCCAGUAGGCAAAACAAUGGACAUGAUGCUGCCUGAGUUUGUAGACUGCACGGCGAGAACGGGUUUGGACAUGCUGGCGAAGCAUUACUACCAAUCAUCACAAGCGUGGGUGGUUUUCUUCGUUCCUGGAAGCGAUGCUGAUAUUGUGUUCUACAACGAGUUCAUGCAUUACCUGGAAGAGAAGCAACGUGCAGCUGUUUCUAAGUUAGAUGAGACAACCACAUUGUUCCUCGUGCCUCCAUCUGAUUUCUCCGAGAAAGUACUUAAAGUCCCUGGCAAACUCAGCAUCUCUGGCGUUAUUCUUAGGUUAGAAAACGAAUCUGUGCCUGUUCAACAACAAGGCGAGAGAAACGAUCCAGACUUGUUAACCUAUUAUGGUGAAACAUCAUAUCCGGAUGCAAGUGGAGCUGCUCGAGAUGUUCGAAAUGCACCUAUGGAUCCAUACAUUGAGAGAAACCACGAUCAGUCAAGUCACAGGUACUCUAGAUCAGACUGGCCACCUCGUGAAGUGUCAGUUUCCAACGCUAGAAGUCCGCAGAUGCAGCAACCCUUCAUAGAUCAUAACGUUCAAGACCGUAGUAGCAGUGGGUUUGUUCAAGGGAGGCAGCCAAAUGCGAAUCUAAGCCGUUACCACGAAACUGAAACUUCAGGGCCACCAGGGUUUCAGCCUGAGCAGCUCACACAUUUAGCUUCUUCUAUGUCCAGACAGCAAAGGCAGGUCGAUAACAUUCCGAAUCAGGCCGAGAGAUAUGCACCAGAGGCUCGAGCAAGUUUUAGCCAUUUGCAGUCACCAAGCAUACCUCAAUUGGUAUCUUCAGGGAAUCAAAAUGUACAGCUACAAGGUAGCAGCAACAGCCAAGAAGAGGAAGAAAACGAUGGUAAUCCGCAGAAGCGUCUGCAAGCAACGUUACAGCUAGCAGCAGCACUUCUCCAGCAGAUUCAACAAGCGAAAAACUAG